Molecule: messenger RNA, 952 nt
Organism: Atta colombica
Lineage: Eukaryota; Metazoa; Arthropoda; Insecta; Hymenoptera; Formicidae
Gene: jhamt
Product: juvenile hormone acid O-methyltransferase
Exons: 6
Coding region: 107-952 (281 amino acids)
Source: RefSeq, a predicted model, not a curated record
GGAGCGGACCCAGUAUUGUGAGCUAUCGCAAAUAUCAGCCUUGAAUUACUUCUAACGGGGCAAGAGGACUCGGUCAAGGUACGAACCGAAGAUUACAUCGCAAGUCAUGGAAAUGGUUGAGGACUAUGUUAGCGGAAGUAAUAUGCAACGUCGUGACGCUCAGGACGUCAUAGAUGAAUUUAAUUGUGAACUAUCAAACAUGCGAGGAAAAUGUUUAGAUAUCGGUUCGGGUCCAGGGAACAUUACCAAGGAACUGUUACUUCCGAUCUUGCCACAUGAUGCGGAGGUAGUAGGCGCAGAUAUAUCCGAAGCGAUGGUGAAUUACGCCAGUCAAAAAUAUAAUGAUGAAAAACGAUUGUCCUUCGUUAUUCUGGACAUCGAAACAUCGGAAUUGCCAAGUGACCAAGUCGAGCAAUAUGAUAAUGCCGUGUCUUUCUAUUGUCUGCAUUGGUGUAACGAUAUAUGGCGCGCUUUACAGAAUAUUUACAAGUUACUGCGACCAAAUGGAAAAGCGCUUGUAAUGUUCCUUGGAUAUCAUUCUGGAUUCGAGGCAUAUCUACAACUCAAGCAGUAUCCACGAUAUCAAUCUUAUCUUCAGGAUGCAUGCCGUUACGUGCCGUACUUCCAACGAAGAAUGUGUAAAGAUGUCAGAGCGAGUCUGCGAAAAAUGCUUGAGGAUGUCGGCUUUGAAAUUCUGCACUGUAGCAAAAGGGAAAAAAGUUAUCACUACAGCAAACAAAGCCUCAAAAACCACGUGUGCGCUGUUAAUCCUUUUAUGAAGCGGCUCCCCGAUGAUAUGAAAAGCGAAUUUAUAGACAAUUUGCUAAAUGAAAUCAUGAACCAAAAUGUUCUGAUUCCGCUUAAAAGCAAAAGCAAAAGCAGCCAAGAAUACUUAAUAUUGCGAUAUUAUCUACUAAUAGCAUACGUACAAAAACCGGCAUCAGCUAUUUGA